GAAAACAUCUAGUCCAACAGGUGAAAACAGGUCAGAAGGUCAGACCCUGCCCUGCAUGUUUGCCCCCGAGCCGUGGUUGUGUUGACAAACGUUUGGUACGGCCUUGUGUGCCGACAUAGGUUGUGCACGCUGAGGACAGGACCGAGAAAGGUACGAACACUGUGCCAAAGGUCAUCAUGCAUUUCCUCUCACGUUUUUCGAAGAUUGCACGAUCCCCGUGUUUACUACAGAACACCCCUUUGUUUACUGCCAGCCAUGGUGUUCGGAAAUUCUCAAGGUCAGCUACAAGAAACAAAGAUGGCGGUCCUGGUCAACAAAAGAAGAAGGGCCUUCUGGAGCGCCUGGGUGAGGGGCCGGUUGUAGGAGACGGAAGUUACGUCUUCACCCUGGAGAGGCGGGGGUACGUUCUAGCUGGGCCAUGGACACCGGAAGUCGUCAUAGAACACCCGGAAGCAGUGAAGUCCCUGCACAGAGAGUAUCUUCACGCAGGCGCAGAUGUGCUGCAGGCUUCGACCUUCUACUCGUCAGACGACAAGCUGACCAUGCCUGGGCACGAGGCAUCACGGACAAUCACGUGCAAAGAGCUGAACGACAAGGCCUGCACCAUUCUGAAGGAGGUAGCUGGGGACGCAGACGUGCUGCUGUGCGGGGCGAUGUCGCCGGUCCCCUCCUAUCUGGACGGCAAGGGGAAGGAGGUCGUACAGCGAGAGUACGCCAAGCAGAUGGAGGCCUUCAUAGAACACGACUUGGACUUCUUAUUGGCCGAGUUCCUAGGACACGUGGAAGAAGCAGAGUGGGUUAUAGAGCUGAUGAAGACGAAGGGAAAGCCCGUGGCCUGUACCCUACGGACCGGGCCUAAAGGCGACUGUGCUGGGGUAGCGGCGGGAGAGUGCGCCGUGAGAAUGGCCGAAGCCGGAGCGGACGUGGUCGGCGUGAACUGCCAGUAUGACCCGAACACCUGCCUGAAGACUAUGGAGGCGAUGAAGACCGAGCUGGACAAGCGGGGCCUCUCCCCGUACCUAAUGGUGCAGCCGCUGGGCUUUCACUGUCCAGAGGUGGAGAACGAAGACGAAGGGUACCAGAUGUUACCGGAGUGUCCUUUUGCCCUGGAGCCCCGCCAGCUGACUCGGUUCGAAGCUCACGCCUUCGCCCGUGCGGCGUACGACCUGGGUGUGCGGUACAUCGGCGGCUGCUGCGGGUUUGAACCGCACCACAUCCGGGCCAUAUCGGAGGAGCUCUCUCCAGAGCGUGGUGGGAAACUCGGAGAAGCUAGUAAGAAACAUGUUCCCUGGGGAGGAGCUCUGAAGAACAGCAUGCUGGUACCCAACAGGACCAAGGGGAGUCGGCAGCACUGGGAGAAAACGAAGCCAGCCUCCGGUCGCCCUGGUUACCCGGAUGUACAGCCUAAACUGAUAAACCAGUGAUUGAUCAAUAAGCCCUUUCGCACUUUUGAGUACGCAUGCGCGGGAGACAAGAAUUCCAGGUGAUAUAUCAACUGAGGUGACUGCCUCUGAUAAAUCAUGAUUCUCUAAAGCCGAUGAAUCGUUGAUGUGUUCACAUAUUUGCUUGAAAUAAAAGUAUCCUCAGGUCGACUGAAACGCUCAUUGACAACACUGGAAUUCCAUUUGGAAACUUUAUUGAUUUUUCCACACCACAAUAGUUUCGUUGUGACCAACUUC
Branchiostoma floridae (Florida lancelet) is the source of this 1679-nucleotide messenger RNA. RefSeq names its product betaine--homocysteine S-methyltransferase 1-like. The transcript is spliced from 10 exons. The record is from RefSeq and is a predicted model, not a curated record. Lineage: Eukaryota; Metazoa; Chordata; Leptocardii; Amphioxiformes; Branchiostomatidae. Gene Ontology annotation, molecular function: zinc ion binding; betaine-homocysteine S-methyltransferase activity. Bases 177 to 1424 code for a protein of 415 amino acids.